Sphaerodactylus townsendi is the source of this 1818-nucleotide messenger RNA. RefSeq names its product sphingosine-1-phosphate receptor 4 (gene S1PR4). Gene Ontology annotation, molecular function: sphingosine-1-phosphate receptor activity. Gene Ontology annotation, biological process: G protein-coupled receptor signaling pathway. The transcript is spliced from 4 exons. Gene Ontology annotation, cellular component: membrane. The record is from RefSeq and is a predicted model, not a curated record. The coding region runs from base 1 to 1818 and encodes 605 amino acids. Lineage: Eukaryota; Metazoa; Chordata; Lepidosauria; Squamata; Sphaerodactylidae.
AUGACUGACCCGGGGCUUCUCUCGGCAUCCUCUUCCUCCCUGCCUUCAACUCUUCCCACAGAUUUCCCGGAUGCCCAGCUCGGUUUGGUCCGUGGCAGGGACCUCUGCCUUCACUAUGCCGCCACAGAUAACGGCAAACUCAUCUUGCACCAUUACAAUCUCACGGGGAGGAUGGACGGACGGCGGCCCCAGGAGGACAACAUGGCCACUCUGAAGGUGAUCUUUCUUGUCGCUGGCUGCCUGAUUGUCAUGGUGAACCUUCUUGUGCUCACGGCCAUCGUUCGAAAGCUGCAAGACCGCCGGUGGGUCUACUCGUGCAUCGCGAGCAUCACGCUCAGCGACCUGGUGACAGGGGUGGCCUAUAUCGUCAAUCUCUGUCUGUCCGGCAGCAGGACCUUCCGCUUGUCCCCCACAAUGUGGUUCCUCCGAGAAGGGGUCCUCUUUGUCGCCCUGGCAGCCUCCACCUUUAGCCUGUUAGUGACGGCGAUCGAGCGCUACAGCACCAUGGUGAGGUCCAUUGCGGAGACCGAGUCCCGAAAGAAGGCCCGCCUGAGACGCCUCUUAAUAUUCUGUUGGGUCCUCGCCAUCGUCAUGGGCUUGCUGCCUCUGCUGGGCUGGAACUGCGCCUGCGAUUUGCCCAGAUGUUCCUCGCUGCUUCCCUUGUACUCCAGGAACUACAUCCUAACCUCAGUGGUCAUGUUCAUCGUUAUCUUGGUGGGAAUUGUGGCGCUGUACGUCUCCAUCUAUCGCCAGGUCCAAAGGAGCGCCUUGCAAGUGACCUCCAGGUGUGGCCGCAAGAAGUCGCUGCAGCUGCUGACCACAGUGUUGAUCAUCCUUUUCGCUUUUCUCGUUUGCUGGAUCCCCCUCUUCAUCCUCCUCCUGAUCGACUUCUUUUCCGAAACCGGGAGCUGGAAGCUCCACAAACAUUUGGACUGGGCUUUGACUUUGGCGGUGGCCAACUCGCUCGUCAACCCCAUCAUCUACGCCUUCAGGAGUCAGGAAGUGAGGAGAGCGGUCAUGAACUUGCUCUUCUGCUGCUGCCCCGGAGAAUGCCUUUCCGUCGCCGAUAUCCCAUCGGGUUCCUCCACGGGCACGGAGUCCUUGAAACGGCAAGAAAGCUUGCGAAACUGCAAGGCCCUCGACACGAGGAGGGCGAGAGAACCCCUCUCCAGCAAUUCCAGCGUGAUGAGCACUCUGCCGCCGGAUGACGCGUCAGAGCAGACGAAAGGGGAGGAAAGCCACAUACAUUGUCCGGAAUCCCAAGAGGAAAGGCUGAAUAAAAACGGGAAAGGCUCUGUGAACUGGAAUCUCGACUGUUCUGGACCUCAGCAAGACUUCACGGUUCACCUUAAAAAAGCUAAGAACGUUAGUGGGACCUCCAGGCAGAUAGACAUCCAUGAGUUAUGCUUGGCUGGCUAUUCAGCAUCACAGGCCAACGCCGCGCAAAAGGCGCCAAAAAGGCAGCGUGCUCCCGCGCUGCCUUUUGCGUCGGCGCUCCCCGGGCAGAAGACAGGGAAGCGCCCCAGUGCCUUCUGGGAAGCUUCCUGUCUCAAUGCCCAGCUCGGCUUGUGUGUGAAACGGAAGAGUGAACCCCUCCCCUGCGACCAGCAUGCCUUGCGUCCACCUCUUCCCGGCGUCCCCUGCGGCAGGGCCUCCUCGCCGAGGAGUUUGACAGCUCCUCGGGCACCGCCCCCUUUCCCCCAUCGUCCAUUGCGGGACAACCGCCUCCAACUCCCGCUAUGCCUUGCGCGCCAGGGCCGCGACAGCCGGGGGAGGGGGGGGCGGACUCCAUUUCCCGACGUGCCUCGCGCCGGCUGA